Messenger RNA from Penicillium cosmopolitanum, 5520 nucleotides. RefSeq names its product ABC transporter integral membrane type 1. Gene Ontology annotation, molecular function: 2,3-dihydro-2,3-dihydroxybenzoate dehydrogenase activity; ABC-type transporter activity; ATP hydrolysis activity. The transcript is spliced from 19 exons. Bases 1 to 5520 code for a protein of 1839 amino acids. The record is from RefSeq and is a predicted model, not a curated record. NCBI's taxonomy places the organism in Eukaryota, Fungi, Ascomycota, Eurotiomycetes, Eurotiales, Aspergillaceae. Gene Ontology annotation, biological process: mycotoxin biosynthetic process; transmembrane transport; siderophore biosynthetic process. Gene Ontology annotation, cellular component: membrane.
AUGGUCGCCACAUCUGCCUACAUGAGAGUCUCUCAAGCUCAAGAAGAAUCCUCUCCGGAAAAAUAUGAAGAGCAACUUGAACAGGAUUCGCCUCUCAUGGGGGUACAAAAAUCUGUCACCAGUAGACAAUUCUGCGGACUCCAAGUUCUCCUGGCAAUUUCAAUUGCACUACUUGGAGGGACAUGCUUGCUGUUUGCUGCAUUGCUCACCAGUCGGGCGCCCAGUGACCGGAAAUGUGCAAUGCAAUUAUCAUCUUACUCCCCAUUGCUAGAGGCAGUGGAAUAUUACGAGGUCGACUGGGCGAACAACUUCCAUCAGGAGUCCAUUUACCGAGGAUCACCAACUCCGGAGCUAGAGCUCGCAUGGGAUCAUCUUUGGAGACAAAACGAUAUCAACGUUCCGCUGAACAAGUUAUCCUCGCUCAAUCGGUCGGCGAAUGCAAAUUGGAAGCAGACACCCACGCAAUAUGGCGGAGGCGCCGAAGCUAAUGUAGAAGUGUUUCAUCAGCUGCAUUGUCUGAACAUGAUUCGGCAGUACACGUACCUUGACUCCUACGAAGUGCCACCGGAAGGGUUUCGGAAAUCCCCGGAAAUGUCAAGAACACAUGUCGACCACUGCAUUGAGACGCUGCGAAUUCAUCUGAUGUGUGCAGGGGACGUGACGCCUGUGCUGGUGAGGCUGGACGACUCUAAGCCGCUUGGGGCCGAGGCGGAUUUCUCGACGCACCAUAAAUGUCGCCGAUUCGAUAAAUUGACUGAGUGGAUGGAUAUCCAUGCUUUUCGGGUAACAAAUAUCUCGAUUGCGUCAGCUACAGUGGGCAUUCUUAGCACUCAGGCACUGUUACUGCUUUCGCACUAUGACCAUGCACGCUCCCUGAGGCCGUCGAGUUUGAUCUGCCUGUAUCUUCUGGGGAGCAUCAUAUUUGAAAUUGUGCAAGUACGGACUCUGUGGUUGUUGCAUCCUCCAAGCUACCCUCUCGCGGCGACAGUCACUGUUGCUCUCGUGGUCCGGUCCCUGUUGCUCGUGCUGGAGACUAGUGAGAGCAGAAAACCCCUAAGCCCUCAAUAUGGCCGUAUUUCUCCAGAAAACUUCACUGGAAUCUUCAGUCAGAGUACCUACUGGUGGCUCAACGGGCUGUUCAUAAGUGGCUUCCGAGGCGAGCUAUCCCUCGAUGAGCUCUAUCCCCUGGAUGGGGAGCUCUUGACUAAGUCUCUCAUUUCCCGCAGCAAUCAGCAAUUGAAUGAAAAACCUACUCGACGGCUAGCACUUUUCCGUCACAUCAUUUACGACUUGAGAUGGACGAUAGCAGCGGCAGUCGGCCCUCGCCUUUGCCUUACUGGGUUCAAAUUUGCCCAGCCCUUUCUCAUUAACGACCUCAUUAAUUACGUGUCCGACAACGGCUCCAGUGAGCCUGCCGGGGUCAAGUACGGCUUCAUCGGUGCGACAGUGUUAAUUUAUGUGGGGAUAGCAGUAAGCACUGCUUUGUUCAAGCGUCAGGCUAUUCGCAUGGUCACUAUUACCCGUGGAUCGUUAGUUACGAAGAUAUAUGUGAAGACCCUUUGCCAAGCUUCAGGUCAAUGUCAAGAGACACGUUCGACCACCUUAAUGAGCACCGAUGUCGAUCGGAUUGUCACAGGGCUGUUGAACUUCCACGAACUCUGGGCAUCACCGGUAGAGAUUGUGAUUGCGCUUGUGCUGCUAAGUAGAUCCGUUGGGUACCCCUCAGUCGCCGCUCUGGCUGUUACUUUGGUGAGCGUACUAGGAUCCUCUUAUCUCGCGCCUCGAAUGCGGCAAUGGCAAAAAAUAUGGGUACAAGCUGUUCAGGAGAGAGUCAGUUUCACUUCAGUGAUACUCAAAGAACUGAGACAGAUCAAAAUGUUCGGUGCCGAGUCCGGCAUAGGCCUCAAGAUACACAGACUUCGCGAAUCGGAACUACGUCAAUCUAAGUCUUAUCGAUCAAUGAUUGUCGGUGUCAAUGUUUUGAGCGCCCUAUCGACCGCCAUCGCUCCCGCUGUGACAAUAGCCGUGUAUGCCGCUACGCAGCUGAAUCUUAGACUAGAGACACCCAGCACUGAUGUUGUGUUUACAUCCCUGUCUUUGAUUUCGCUUCUGACAAGCCCGGUGGUGUUACUAUCGGUCUCAUGGACGAGAUUCACAUCCGCUAUAGGCUGUUUCGAUCGGAUCCAAGAAUUUCUUUACAAGGACAGCCGAACGAGCGAGACCCUAGCAGGGGGUGAAUGGGUAGCACCUCAGAACGUUCUAGGAACGAAGCUUAACUCAGUAUCGGCUCAGCCCGAGCCCCUUGUUUCCAUGACUGACUGCAGCUUCAGCCUGGGCUCGGACAAACCAGCGAUUCUCUAUGGGAUAACACUAAAGAUACAGCAUGCUUCAUUCACAGCGGUGACUGGCCCUAUUGGCUCUGGCAAGUCCUCCUUGCUCGAAGCAAUGCUCGGCGAAAUGCAUCUAAGAGAAGGGAUUCUGUCCGUUAUUCCUGUCAAGAUGGCGUAUUGCAAGCAAAACCCGUGGAUAUUCAAUGGGACACUGAAAGCGAACAUCAUCGGAGAAUCACACGCCGACCAAAAAUGGCUCGAAGAAGUGUUGCAUGCCUGUAACUUGGACAUUGAGGCCACCACACUUCCUCUCGGGCUUGACACAGUAGCUGGGAGCUCAGGAGCUCAGCUGAGCGGAGGACAGAAGCAGCGACUGUCUUUGGCCAGAGCAAUCUAUGCGAGACCAUCUUUACUGGUUUUAGAUGACUGUUUUGGCCCAUUGGACGCAGUGACAUCAAAGAUAGUCUUCCAGCAAGUGCUCGGUCGUGCUGGCCUGGCCAGAAGGAUCGGGAUGGAUACUAUUCUUGUGACAACAGCAGUGCAACAUUUGAAAGAAGCGGACAAUUUGAUUGUUCUCUCAAAAGAUGGUCGCGUGGAAGCCAAAGGGCGUUUCGAAGAACUGGUGAAUCAAAACGAGUAUUUGCUGAGCCUUUCUCGUUCAAUAACCUCCGAAGACAAUGGUAUCCAAGAAGAAAGCAAAGAGGGUGAUUCCAGGCUCGAAGGAGUACAAGAAGUGAAGGAAAAAGCCGGAGAGAUCGCUAAAAGAGAGACAGUUCCUAACACACCCCGAGGUGGUGGGGACAUCUCGCUCUAUGCCUACUACAUCAGAUCAUUCGGCUGGUGGGUAUUUGGGUUAACGCUGGUAUUCGCAUGUCUAUUCGUGUUCUGCAUUUCCUUUCCGCAGGUUAUGCUGAGCUGGUGGUGUGGCUCGGCCCCCCAAAAGAACUACACGUAUCUAGGUUCCUACGUCGGUAUAUCGUCGAUCGCCAUCAUUGCGAUGGCCGCUUUUAUUGGAUUCUUUUUUGUGUGGGCUGUUCCCAAGUCUGCUGUCCAGCUACAUAAAGUUUUUCUGGACACGGUCAUGAGAGCACCUUGGCCUAGCUUAGCUCGAAUAGAUACAGGUAAUCUCAUUAAUAGGUUCAGCCAGGACAUGUCACUUCUUGACAUGCAGCUUCCUGUUGCAUUCGGCAUAAGUCUUCAGAACGUUUUGACUUGCAUCGCACAAGGCGCCCUGAUAGCUACUGGAUCGGGUUACAUGGCUGUCGUAAUCCCCUUCUGUAUUAUGGCAGUAUGGACAAUCCAAGCUUUCUACUUGCGAACUUCCCGGCAGGUCAGACUCCUUGAUCUGGAAGCAAAGGCUCCCCUUUACGCCCAAUUCUUGGAAACCACAGAGGGCCUUACAACCAUCCGUGCACUUCAUUGGCAGCAAGCAUUUUCAGAUCAAAAUGCCGAGCUCCUCGACACGUCACAGAAGCCAUUUUACACCAUGUACUCCAUUCAGCAGUGGCUGCAGGUUGUUUUGGAUCUCCUCAUGGCAGGAAUUGCGACCGUUCUGGUGGCAUUGGCUAUUUUUGUCAGCAAGAAGACUAGCUCUGGAGCCCUCGGAGUUGCUCUUGUGAACCUUCUUUCAUUCAAUACAACAUUGACAUUGUUGAUCACGAACUGGACACAGCUGGAGACUUCUCUAGGGGCAAUUGUGAGAAUCAAACUAUUUGUGACAGACCUGCAACUACAACCGGCUAGGAACGAGAUAACCUGUCCAGAGGGGGGGGAUUUUUCCACCCCUGUAUUGCAAAAUGUCUCAUUUAGCCUAGAGGGCGGCCAGAAGCUAGGUAUUUGUGGGAGAACCGGAAGUGGAAAGAGUUCUUUGCUUGCCUGCUUUUUCUCUCUCGUGACGAUCACGUCGGGCGAAAUCCUCAUUGACGGAGUCGACAUCUCAACUCUUCCCAAAGAGAAGCUUCAUUCUGCAUUGGUCCCAAUAUCUCAAAAUCCAUUAGUUAUUCCCGGUUCAAUCCGUGAAAACCUUGCCCUGGGAAUUACAUCAACUAUUGAUGAUUCAGUGAUGGUAUCUGCCUUGAAGGAAGUCGGACUUUGGCAUCAAAUCCAAGACCACGGUGGCCUGAGUGCGAACAUCGAUUCAACUAAUCUAUCCAAUGGCCAAAAGCAGAUUUUAUGCAUUGCCCGUGCUAUUCUAUUUCCUGGCAGGAUCAUCAUCAUGGACGAGCCUACGGCCGGAUUUGAUGAACACACCGAGAGAUUGGCCACGGAGCUUCUUCGCGAGAAGCUAAAAGGACGGACUGUAAUCUCAAUUUCCCAUCAAAUCAACACUGUGAUGGACUCGGAUCUGGUCAUGGUCAUGAAUCACGGUACAGUAUCUGAAUUAGGAGCACCGCAAGAGCUUUUGGGCGGACUGGGCUCGAGUAUCGGCAAGAAACUGCGAGAGCAAGGAGCACGAGUCGCGAUCCUUUACGCGCCCUUUGAAGCGAAGCGGCGGGAUGAAUUGCUCGAGGCUGGGUACGGGGGUACCGACCUGGACGAUAUCCGCACCUAUGAGUGCGACAUCACGUCUGCGGACUCAGUCCAAUCGGCGUUCGAAUCGCUUGAGAAGCAGAUUGUCGCCCCGGCUUCCUCGUCACUCGCCGACCGGGCAUUCCCGAGUAUCUUGAUUAAUACGGCGGGAUAUGUAUCGCUCAGCGAUAUGGAGAUCACACCGCCCGAGGAAACCAUGAAGCAUCUCACGACCAAUGUUCUGGGUCCGAUGCUCUGCUCGCAGGCGUUUGCUCGAUUGUAUUUCGCUGCUUCGAAGGUCGCCGAGUCAUCGACUAGUCCGCCUCCGCCUGGGAGGAUCGUGAGUAUCUCUUCGCAGGCUGCGCAUGCGGCUCUGCACCGUCAUGGUGCUUAUUGCGCUUCCAAAGCUGCGCUCGGGGGACUGACUCGCAGUAUGGCAUCGGAGUGGGCUGGCCGGGGGAUCACGUCUAAUACUGUUUCUCCAACUGUUGCGUGGACGGCGCUGGGACAGAAGGCUUGGGGUGAGACGUCGGUGAGGGAGGCAUUCUUGAAGAAUAUUCCCACUGGCAAGUUUGCACUUCCGGAGGAGGUGGCGGAUGCUGUUCUAUUCCUUUGUCAGGACUCCAGUGGGAUGAUCAACGGUGCGGACAUUCGAGUUGAUGGCGGCUUCACUGUUCGGUAG